CUAUCAUCUAAUAGUACGAAAACAAAAAAGAGAGAAAAAAUAUAUAGCGUGUUAUAGAAAUGGCAAAAAUAUAUCCAAAUAAUAAUAAUAAUCACUCGAGUAAUUCUAAUUGCGAUUACUCGUUUGAAAGAGAAACAUACACUGUAUGGAUGAAAUCGCUCGUGUUCCAUGGCAAUGGCUGCACCGUUUUUAAUACCAAAGGCGACGUUGUUUAUCGAGUCGACAAUUAUCAAAAAAGAUGCGGCAAUCGAGUCUUUCUCAUGGAUGCCAAUGGCAAAGUCUUGUACUCAAUAAAUAGAAAGAAAAUGCAUAUUUUGGGAUGUUGGGAAGGUUAUAAGUGGAAAGGUAACUCGAAGGUCAACAAUGGGAGACCGUGGUUUCAAGUGCAAAGAAACUCGGCGAUUUUGAGCAAAGACAUGUCUUACAAAGUCACAUUUAAAUGCAGAGAGGAAAAUGAAUGCAAAAUUAUUGGGUCAAUACAAGGGAAAUCAGCACUUAAAAUUGUAGACUCCUCAUGCCACCUUCUUGCAGAGGCUGUACAAAAGCAGUCAUCGGGAGUUAGUUUGGGAGAAGAUGUGCUGAGACUGACGGUGGAGCCAAAGGCAGACCAAUCUCUUGUAAUGGCUCUUGUUACAGUUUAUAGCAUGAUCAACAAUAAGCUGUGAUAUCAUGUAUAUGUGAAUAAAUUAAUUAGUGACUUUACUUUUUGUAAUAAGGGGAGAUUAAAUUAAUAGACAAUUUUUGGUGUAAAUUAAGUAGCUUUACUCGAGACUUAUGUAAUUUGUAUAGGUUUGGGUUUAUACAUGUAAUUCAAAUACUUCCGCUCAUUUUUAUUCUUCUUCUUAUAUAUUUAGUAGAUUUUUCAUUGCUAAUUGAAA
Striga asiatica is the source of this 878-nucleotide messenger RNA. NCBI's taxonomy places the organism in Eukaryota, Viridiplantae, Streptophyta, Magnoliopsida, Lamiales, Orobanchaceae. The record is from the annotation of a GenBank genome assembly.